AUGUACGGGCACGAACGGGCACCAAACUCCAUGCCAGAAUUCCAAGGAGGAUCUUAUAACCCGUGGGGAGGCCCAGAAGGUGGCUGCCCCAACGACAUCGGUGCUGAUUUCGCAAAUAUGUUCUACAGGGAUCUGAUUUACCAGAGAGUCAGCGCCAUCUCAUUGUACAUGCUUUUCGGUGGAACAAAUUGGGGGUGGCUCGCCGCACCUGUCGUGGCAUCUAGUUACGACUACUCCUCGCCAGUCUCAGAAAACCGAGCUAUCGGAAGCAAGUAUUAUGAGACAAAGCUCCUAACUCUUUUUACUCGAGUUGCUAAAGACCUUGCAAUGACGGAUCGAUUGGGAAAUGACACCUCGUAUUCGACAAACAAAGCAAUUACGACUGCCGAGCUACGCAACCCUAUCACAAACGCAGCAUUUUACGUCACUCGCCAUGCUUACUCUCCGUCGGACACUCGCGAGACAUUCAGUCUUCAUGUAAACACAACUGCCGGUCUCAUCACCAUUCCACAGUACGGAGGCUCGAUCACAUUGAACGGCCAUCAAUCGAAAAUAAUUGUCACUGACUUCAAGUUUGGAGGAAAGACACUGUUAUAUUCGACUGCGGAAGUAUUGACAUACUCGAUCAUAGAUGGAAAGGAGGUGCUAGUGCUAUGGGUCCCGAGUGGUGAGUCUGGAGAAUUCGUCAUCAAUGGCGUCAAGUCAGCGAAGCUCGCAAAGUCUAGCUCGAGCAGUACUACAAAGCUCAAUUACGUUCCUGGCACCAACAACAUCACGGUCAACUUUGCCGAAACUCAAGGCACGGCAUUAGUCGACCUGGAAGAUGGUUCACGUGUUCUUAUCUUAGAUCGAAGCGCGGCAUAUCUCUUUUGGGUCCCGACACUGAGCAACAAUCCGUCAGCACUCGAGAAUGAUACAAGGCCUAGAGAGAUCGAUCUUCCUGCGCUUGGUCCAUGGAAGUAUGAUGACGGUCUACCCGAAGUCGAUCCCAAGUAUACACCUUCGACCAAUGCAUGGGUUGGAGAUAGUCGCGGACAAAAUCAACACGACGAAUUCGGUUCAACCCGCACCGAAUAA
This is a messenger RNA of Phaeoacremonium minimum UCRPA7, 1077 nucleotides long. RefSeq names its product putative beta-galactosidase b protein. Gene Ontology annotation, molecular function: beta-galactosidase activity. Gene Ontology annotation, biological process: carbohydrate metabolic process. Bases 1 to 1077 code for a protein of 358 amino acids. Lineage: Eukaryota; Fungi; Ascomycota; Sordariomycetes; Togniniales; Togniniaceae. The record is from RefSeq and is a predicted model, not a curated record. Gene Ontology annotation, cellular component: vacuole. The transcript is spliced from 4 exons.